UCGGCAAUCGGGCAAGCGUAGCGUCUACCUAAAUAUUUGUUUUCAUUUUAUUUAGGAAAAAAUCAUAUAGUUUUUUAAGUUAAAAGUAAGUUGUUUUAGUUUAUAAGCAUGUGUGAUCUCAAAAUAUGCCGAAUAUGUCUUCGGACAGAGUGCAAACUUUACAGUUAUGACCAAUUACCAUUGAAGUUUUAUUACGAGGAAAUAAUGUGUUGUAAAAAUAAAGUGAACAACAAAUUGCCCCAGUAUUUCUGCUACGAAUGCGCAACGUUACUUCACAAAUUCCAUAAAUUUAAAGAGAAAUGUUUUAGUGGGCAAAAUAUCUUACACGAUCUGCUAUUUAGGAAUAUGUUAAACUACAAAGAGGUUAAUGCCUUAAAUAGAAAAAGAAAAUCACAACCUCUUCCUUAUCAAAUGAACUUGAGCAUAAUAAAAGUUACUAAACAUGUAAAAACGUACAAUUACAUUUACAAAGGUGAAGAAGAAUGGGAUGACGAGAUUGAAAUAGAUUUCUCUGAUAAAACAUUUAAUAAUGAUCAUGAUUUAGAUGAGAAAUCGGAAAUUGUUAUUGUAAAACAUAAAAAUGAAUUUAACAAUGUGAAAUCUGAAGAAGACAUCCGAGUUACUAAAGAUACUGAUCAUAUGCCAGAAGAGAAUAAACCUGUUUUAGACAAUGAUGAUUAUGAUGACAAUGAACCGUUUUUUGAUGAUUUCCCUACUAUUAAUGAUUCAAAAUGUAUUGAUGAUGGUAAAAUAUCAGACAAUAAUGAAAUGACACGUGUACCUAGUCCCAUUUCGUCUGAUGAUGAAGUUUUAGCGAAAAUAGUUAACAAAUCUAAUGACACAAAAUUAGUAACAAAUACAAAAGUGCCAAAAUUUCAAAGAUCAAAGAAAGGUACACCGAAAUUGAGUGAUGGGAAUUGGAAGAAAAUAAAUUUGACAGAUGAAGAGGCCAUGCAGAGGUUUGUGGCGAGAGCUGAAGAUAGUAAAUAUGUGAACGCACCCUAUAAAUGUGAACAAUGUUAUAAAUGGUUUUCAAAUGUUGAUAUAUACAAUAGACAUAUUACUUUGAGGCAUGAUCAGUCUCUACGUCUGGAGUGUAAAUUUUGCAAAAUGCGUUUCAAAUUGGGCCAUCAACUACAGAAACAUUUGAAACAGCAUUACAACGUUUACGAAUGCCAGCGGUGUUACUUCGUCUGUCUUUUAGAACAAUCGGCAAUAUUUCACGACGAGUCUCAUAACGGCAAAAUAAGAACAUGCAACGUUUGUUUUAAGGAAUUCACUCACUCGUCAACAUACUACUCGCACAUGACCACGCACCGCACGAACUUCUUGUGCACUAUAUGCGGCCGGUCGUUCGUCAGCGUUCUCGGUUUGGACGUUCACAAGAAACGGACGCACAUAAACUACAGGGACGCGGAAAACACUGUUAAGCCAGACACAGAAACUAUGUACUGCGAGCGGUGUGACAUCAAGUUUGCGGCGCGGGCCGCUUACGAGGAACAUUUGUUCCAUUCCGCUAACCAUACGGAAGAUAUCGUAGAUGCUAACAAUGAACUACAAAGAUUCCAGAGGAAAGUUUGUGGGAUCAAGGAAAAGGCAGUGUUAGCGGAAGAAAUUCGAAUCAGGAAAGAAAAAGAUCCAACGCUUGUGUUGUCCAAACCGGUGAAAAGGUGGUGCGUCAGGACGCCGAAGAAAACUCCAAUGAAUUGUUAUCAAUGCGGCAAACAUUUCGAAUCUCAAAUGCAGUGUAGGAAACAUCAUUUAAAGGAACAUCCACGGACCACCUUCGUGUACCCGGGGACGCCCGAGAGGACGAUAUGUGAGAUCUGUGGCGCCGACUUAGCGUUUGGCAGCGUGAUGGCUCACCUCAACAUGCAUUCAAGAGAGAAAUUAUACAAGUGUGACGUUUGCGAAAGAAGUUUCGUGCAAAAUGCAACUCUAAAGAGGCAUAUGUUGGUCCAUACUGGCGAGAGGCCGUUCCCUUGCACCAUGUGCGAAAAGAGGUUCACACAAGCGGCCAGCCAAGCAUUGCACAUUCGCACUGUUCAUUUGAAGCAACCGCAUCCUAAAAGGAAUAGAAGAAAGAAAACGGAGUUUCAUUUUGAAGAAGAUCGCACUCCUGUAGAUCACUGGACUCAUACGGGGGAACGUCCCUACCCCUGUACCAUAUGCGGCAAACGUUUUACGCAAUCCAACAGUCAGCAAUUGCAUUAUCGAACUGUGCAUCUGAAGGAGCCGCAUCCGAAAAGGAAUAGAAGAAAAAAAAUUGAUAUUCCCCACACGGAAGACGAUUAACAUGAUAUGAAUUUGACACGAGGCUAAAAUUCAUAUAAUUCGUACCAACAUUAAAAAUAAUUAUUUUUAAUGUCUAAGAUCUUGAAUUAUUAUAAUUCAAGAUCUUCUUGAAAUUAUAUUCUUAGUGGGUCUACGGGUAUGGCCCAUUCACCUUGUUCAUGUAAAGCAAAUUAAUCAGUAGUAGGUCUUAUGUUUUUAUGAGCUAAUAAUAAGUGCCGUGUGGUUCCCGGCACCAAUAGAAACAAAAUAGGACCACUCCAUCCCUUUCCCAUGGAUGUCGUAAAAUACGACUAAGAGAUAUUCUUAUAAACUUGCGAUUGUUUUUUUAGGUGAUGGGCUAGCAACCUGUCACUAUUUGAAUCACAAUUUUAUCAUUAAGCUGAACGUGGCCUAUCAGACUUUUCAAGACCAUUGGCUCUGUCUAUCCCGCAAUGGAUAUAGACGUGAUUAUACGUAAUGCAUGAUUGUAUGGGGUAUGACUGUUUUUUCUAAAAAAUAUAACAUCCUUCUUCGUGAAUAAAUUUAUGUAUUGUAGCGCAAUAAUGAGUUAAUAGAAUAAA
Molecule: messenger RNA, 2855 nt
Organism: Amyelois transitella
Lineage: Eukaryota; Metazoa; Arthropoda; Insecta; Lepidoptera; Pyralidae
Product: zinc finger protein 182
Exons: 17
Coding region: 109-2295 (728 amino acids)
Biological process (GO): regulation of transcription by RNA polymerase II
Cellular component (GO): nucleus
Molecular function (GO): DNA-binding transcription factor activity; zinc ion binding; RNA polymerase II cis-regulatory region sequence-specific DNA binding
Source: RefSeq, a predicted model, not a curated record